CGGGCGGGGCGGGCGCGGGCGAAGGCGGCGGCGGGCGGCGCCCCCGGGCAAUAUGUUCAAGAGAAUGGCAGAGUUCGGGCCUGACUCCGGCGGCAGGGUGAAGGGCGUUACCAUCGUGAAGCCGAUCGUGUACGGGAACGUCGCGCGGUAUUUUGGGAAGAAGAGAGAGGAGGACGGUCACACUCACCAGUGGACGGUGUACGUGAAGCCGUACCGGAACGAGGACAUGUCUGCAUAUGUGAAAAAAAUUCAAUUCAAGUUGCAUGAAAGCUACGGUAAUCCUUUAAGAGUUGUUACCAAACCACCGUAUGAAAUCACCGAAACAGGCUGGGGUGAAUUUGAAAUAAUCAUUAAGAUAUUUUUCAUUGAUCCAAAUGAAAGACCUGUAACUUUAUAUCACCUGCUGAAGCUUUUUCAGUCAGAUACCAAUGCCAUCCUGGGGAAGAAAACCGUAGUUUCUGAAUUCUAUGAUGAAAUGAUAUUUCAAGAUCCUACUGCAAUGAUGCAGCAGCUGUUAACAACAUCCCGUCAGCUAACACUAGGUGCUUAUAAACAUGAAACAGAGUUUGCAGAUCUUGAAGUGAAAACCAGGGAGAAGCUUGAAGCUGCCAAAAAGAAGACUAGUUUUGAAAUUGCUGAGCUUAAAGAAAGACUAAAAGCAAGUCGUGAAACCAUCAACUGUUUAAAGAAUGAAAUCAGAAAACUUGAGGAAGAUGAUCAGUCUAAAGAUAUGUGACAAGUGCUGGUUUGAGUGUGUACUGAAAAUGGAAAGACUUCAGUCACGGAAUUGUAUGAGUUCUCUUCAGUUCUGUAACUGAGACUAUGAGAAUUUCACUGGCAAGUGAUUGAAGUUUGUGGCAAUCAACUCUAUAAAUGGAAGAAAAAAGAAAGAAUGUAUCCUUGUUUUAUAGUUAAAAUCUGUGGGUACUUAAGGAUUUAUUUCAAGUGGAAGUGGUCUUGAAGACCAGACUACUAUUUGUUUGAAAACUGCAUUUGAGUCAUGUAUGAAAACUUUGUAUUAAGUCUUGUAUUAGUUCAAUGUGAUUUUACAAAAUGCUGGUGUUUACUUUUUUUACUUUUUUUUUUUCUACUGAUUGUUUAGAAAUGCAUCUUUAAAGCUAAAAAUAAAAUACGCAGUUUUUUAUUUUAA
Parus major (Great Tit) is the source of this 1150-nucleotide messenger RNA. It is a transcript of the gene YEATS4, whose product is annotated as YEATS domain containing 4. The transcript has 7 exons. Lineage: Eukaryota; Metazoa; Chordata; Aves; Passeriformes; Paridae. The coding region runs from base 53 to 736 and encodes 227 amino acids. Gene Ontology annotation, biological process: regulation of DNA-templated transcription. The record is from RefSeq and is a predicted model, not a curated record.